AAAAAAAAUUAACUCAAAUAAGCUGCCCAUCACUCUCAAUUAUCAUCAUCAUCAAUAUUAUUUAAAUACUUUUUUCUCUGGUCAGUCAGUCUCACCUUAAUUAAUCACAAUAGUCAUCGUUUUCCCUUCUCUUAUCAAUAUAUGUAUAUAUAUAUAUAUAUAUAUCUUCAAACUUUCUUGAUCAGAUCUAGUUUCUUUCAUUAUUAGAUCGAUCAGCUUUUCUCGUCUCCAUAUAAAUACAUAUACAUAUCGUUAUAAUGGAGAGGAAAAGUUUGAACAACAACAAAAGGAUGAAAGAUAGGAGUAGUAAUGCCGGAUCAUCCCUUGAUCACACAAUCAGAUCAUCAGAUCCAAAACACAGCCACAACCACACGAUGAUGAUCAAGAACAUUAAGCCGAAAGUUACAGAUAUUCAUCACUACAGUAGCUCCUCGCCAUCGUGGAAACUCAACAACUAUAAUCAAGAAGAAGAAGAAGAAGAAGAAGACGGUGAAGAUAAAGAUAAAGAUAAUGAUGAUGAUGAUGAUGAGGAAGAAGAAGAGAACUAUAACAUGAUGAAUGGUUUUUCAUGGCCUCCAAGAUCUUACACAUGUAGCUUCUGCAAAAGGGAAUUCAGAUCCGCUCAAGCUCUUGGCGGCCACAUGAACGUUCACAGGAAAGACCGGGCUAGGCUCAGACAGUCUCCUCCAAUAAGUACUGGUCAGUAUAGUAUCAUGACUGCAACUCUUCCUCCUACUGCUAAUACUACUACUACUGCCAUGUUUAUAAGUCACAACCCUAACACUAACCCUAACCCUAGCCCUAAUCCAACCUUUUCUUCAUCAUCAACUAUUUCAAGCAUGGUCAGCAGUAGGCUCCCACCGUUGAUUCCUUAUAACACUGCAUCUAUUAAUUCAUCCUUGUGUUAUUCACCCUAUAAGUCUUUUGGUGCUGCUAAUGAUCCAAAAUCCAACAAGUGGAAGCAGCCAUUAUUGGCUCAUUACGAUCAUGCUGGUCAGUAUCCUCAUCAUCUUAUCUUGGCUGCUACCAAAGGCUCGUCAUCAGAUUUAGCGAAAAUGAUGGACAACAAAGAGUCUGUUCAUGGGGAUUACGUCAGAUCAUCUUCAUCAUCAUCAGGAAUAAUAAAUGAAUGUUUUGUUGAGAAAAACAUGAUUAUGUUCUAUAAUAAUAAUAAUAAUAAUAACAAUUUGAAGAAGCAGCAGCAGGUGCAGGUGGAGACCACUGCUAAUAGUACUAGUAGUAGUACUACUGUGAGACUGGACUUGGAGAUUGGUGUUCUUGGUGAUCAUCAUCAGCCACCAAUAAAAAUAGGCAGCAACAACAACUUGGACUUGGAGCUUCGAUUGGGCUACUACUGAUCUUAAUUACCUAUAAUAAAUUAUAUUAUCAUUAUCUUAAUUAACUAUAUAAUAUAUUUAUAGUUGCAAGGGAAGGAGUAUGGUUAGUUUUUCUUUUUAUUACCUAAGCGGCCGGGGUACAAUAUAUAGUCAAGUUAUAUAUAUUUAUAUAAAAUAUAUAUAUACGCAAACCCUGAGCAAGAGAUUAUGCUUCUGAUAUUGAAAUCUACUUAUGUACGUAAUUGUUUAUUAGUCUUUAUA
This is a messenger RNA of Cannabis sativa, 1598 nucleotides long. RefSeq lists its product as uncharacterized. The transcript has a single exon. NCBI's taxonomy places the organism in Eukaryota, Viridiplantae, Streptophyta, Magnoliopsida, Rosales, Cannabaceae. The record is from RefSeq and is a predicted model, not a curated record. The coding region runs from base 258 to 1358 and encodes 366 amino acids.